This is a messenger RNA of Spizellomyces punctatus DAOM BR117, 799 nucleotides long. RefSeq lists its product as uncharacterized. Gene Ontology annotation, biological process: protein targeting to ER. The record is from RefSeq and is a predicted model, not a curated record. The transcript is spliced from 4 exons. Bases 16 to 666 code for a protein of 216 amino acids. NCBI's taxonomy places the organism in Eukaryota, Fungi, Chytridiomycota, Chytridiomycetes, Spizellomycetales, Spizellomycetaceae. Gene Ontology annotation, cellular component: signal peptidase complex; membrane.
CGUUCUCGGCCAGCCAUGUCAACAAUCAUCCCUGAACAAGAAACAGAGCCAUUGCUCGAACCAGCUCCAUCGCCAUUCUGCGCUGAAGUUGCAAAGUCGUCCAUUGUUCUCCCAAACAAUAACGGCUCAGAACUGAAGCACACAUUAGAUGACUGUGUCAGAAGAAUCCUCGUCCUCGACUACAAGUUUAAGGAGAUCCACACGCACACCGACCGCCGUCUCCUUUUGGGCUACGCCGCAUGUGCCUUUGCAGCAUAUGCAUCCGCAUACUCUUACAUUGUCCCUUUCCCCGACUGCAAACCCGUCCUUCUCGUGUGUGUCGUCGCGUAUUUCAUCCUGAACGGCGCCAUGAUGCUGUACGCGACAUAUAUUGAGAAAGAUAUCAUCUUUCAAGGUGUCAAAAAGGAUUCUUUGGGGCUGGAACCCGAUAAGAAGAUCACAGUACGCGCAAACUAUAAGCGGUUUACUCCAAACUACACGGUCACUUUUGAAUUUGGAGAUGAGAAAGAUGGAAUGGCGAAGGGGGUGAGAGGAAGAGCACCGUCACCAAUCAAACUUAAAAAGACUUUUGGCGACUACUAUGAUGUGGAAGGCAGAUUGGCACCAAGCGUACUCGUCAAGGAUGUAGCAAGUGUGGUAGACUCUUAUGGAUUGAAGGUGGAAUAGGUAUACUUUUUGUAUAGGUGGCAUCUGGGCCUGCAGAUGGAGCGUGGUAAAUGCAGUUGAGAUGGGUGCGCGUUACGUAAUCUCCAUCCAUGGCAACAAGGACAACCAGCUUCUCCACUCAUGCGAAAUGUCA